Messenger RNA from Scedosporium apiospermum, 651 nucleotides. RefSeq lists its product as uncharacterized. Lineage: Eukaryota; Fungi; Ascomycota; Sordariomycetes; Microascales; Microascaceae. Bases 1 to 651 code for a protein of 216 amino acids. Gene Ontology annotation, molecular function: GTPase activity; GTP binding. The record is from RefSeq and is a predicted model, not a curated record. Gene Ontology annotation, biological process: protein import into nucleus; ribosomal subunit export from nucleus. Gene Ontology annotation, cellular component: cytoplasm; nucleus. The transcript is spliced from 5 exons.
AUGGCCGCCCAAGAAGUCCCCACCUUCAAACUCGUCCUCGUCGGCGACGGCGGCACUGGCAAGACCACCUUCGUCAAGCGCCACUUGACUGGAGAGUUCGAAAAGAAGUAUAUGGCCACUCUCGGUGUCGAGGUUCACCCUCUUGGUUUCACUACCAACUUCGGCCCCAUCCAGUUCGACGUCUGGGAUACCGCCGGUCAGGAGAAGUUCGGUGGUCUCCGUGAUGGUUACUACAUCAACGGCCAGUGCGGUAUCAUUAUGUUUGAUGUGACUUCGCGAAUUACCUACAAGAACGUCCCCAACUGGCACCGCGACCUCGUCCGCGUGUGCGAGAACAUCCCUAUCGUCCUCUGUGGCAACAAGGUCGACGUGAAGGAGCGAAAGGUCAAGGCCAAGACCAUUACGUUCCAUCGUAAGAAGAACUUGCAGUACUACGACAUCUCUGCGAAGUCCAACUAUAACUUCGAGAAGCCUUUCCUCUGGCUUGCCCGAAAGCUUGUCGGAAACCCCGCUCUUGAGUUCGUUGCCGCCCCCGCUCUUGCCCCUCCCACUGCCCAGGUCGACGAGAAGCUUCUCGAGCAGUACCGGAAGGAGAUGGACGAGGCUGCCGCCAUGCCUCUGCCUGGCGAGAACUCCGACGACGAAUUGUAA